UGCCUGCAGCUGAAGGAAUCUCAGUUUGGGGAAGAACAAAGAAAUAUAAUAAUCUUUUUUGGAUUAUAGAUGGAAGAUGAGCUCUUACUGCUUAGUAAUAAUUAAAGAGUAAUUUAAAAAAAAAAAGGCUACGGAGUAAGAUGUGGAGACCACAGCUCCAUCGGUGGCAGAGUACAGAAAUGGGAGAGAUUUCUGAAACAGCUGAAGCGGAGGAGAAAGAAUAUAAACCGGAUCACAGAAUCCCGGAUGCUGAUAUUAAACAGAUGGUGGUUGUUAAAGAAGAAGCUCUUGUAGACCACAGACCGAACACCGACCUUCAUGACCCAGAGCCCGACCAUAUUAAAGAGGAACGAGAAGAAGUCUGCGUCAGUCUUGGGGGAGAGCAGCUCAAUGGGAAGGAGGAGACUGAUGCCACCGGGUUUCCAGUAACUGCCAUUCUCUUAAAGAGGGUGGAUGAUGACCAGUCUAUUCUGCCCUACCUGCUUUAUCCCAACCAAAUUAGAGUCACAGAGCUUCCAGCGGAAAACGAUGGAGAAGAAUCCACCAGGAUUCAAGAAUGUGCAGAUGGUAACAUUUACUUGAAGACUGAAAACACUGAGAAGGACAAAGAGGAGGAGGAUGUAGAGAACCAUGUUCUGAAAGACUUCUUAGACUCAGAACUGAAAACCAAGGAUACAGAGAAUGACUGGAGGGACAGCAGAGUUCCUGAGUCAGAUGGAGACAUCAACAAUACUUUUAGCUCCUCUGAGUUUGCUGAACGAUUUGUUCACCUUCGCUUACUUCAACAAGACUCAAUCAUUUCAAAAAUGGGGUCAUCAAACUCACAUGAUGAUAAAGGUUUUACAGAGAAUAAAAGUGUGAACUUGCAAAGAAAAGUCAAGGGAGGAGUGAAGUUUGCCUGUGAAGACUGUGGUAAAACAUUUAUAUUAAAAUACAGUUUAAACAGGCAUAAGAAAAUCCACACAGGAGAUAAACCUUACUGCUGUGAUCUGUGUGAUAAGAGAUAUAGCCGAAAAGAACAUUUGAAAAUACACAUGAGAAUCCAUUCUGGAGAGAAACCAUUUUGUUGUGAUCUUUGUGGACAAAGCUUCAGCGAAAAAGGCAGUUUGAACAUACACAUGACCAUCCACACAGGACAAAAACCUUUCAGUUGUGACCAGUGUGGGCAAAGAUUUAGCCAAAAAUCUAAUUUAAACACACACAAAAGAAUCCACACUGGACAGAAACCUUUUUGUUGUGAUUUAUGUGGACAAAGGUUUAGCCAAAAAGCGACAUUGGACAGACAUGUAAGAAGCCACACAGGACAGAAACCUUUCUCUUGUGAUCUGUGUGGAAAAAAAUUUGGUCAUAAAGAAAGUCUAAACAUGCAUAUGAGAUUUCACACUGGACAGAAACCCUUCUGUUGCGAUCUCUGUGGAGAAAGAUUUACCCAAAAGGAACAGUUAAACACACAUGUGAGAAUCCACACAGGGCAGAAACCCUUUUGUUGUGACGUUUGCGGUCAAAGAUUUACCCAAAAUGAAAACUUAAUCACACACAUAAGAAUCCACACAGGACAGAAACCUUUCUGUUGUGAUGUAUGUGGGCAAAAAUUUCGAGCUAAAACAAAUUUAAACACGCACAUGAGAAUCCACACUGGACAGAAACCUUUCAGUUGUGAUAUAUGUGGACACAGAUCUAGUGUAAAAACCAAUUUAAAGAUACAUAUGAGAAUCCACACCAGAGAGAAACCGUUUUGCUGUGACGUAUGUGGACAAAGGUUCAGUGUUAAUACAACUUUAAAACGACACAUGAGAAUCCAUACAGGAUAUAAACCUUUCUGUUGUGAUCUGUGUGGACAAAGUUUUGGUUAUAAAUCUACUUUAAACACACACAUGCGAAUCCACACUGUACAGAAACCUUUUGCUUGUGAUCAGUGUGGACACAAUUUUAACGAAAAAGCGAACUUAAACAGACACAUGAAAAUCCACACUGGCCAGAAAAUGUGUUAAGCAAGGUUAUUUAUUUUUUGUGGUAUCAUUAUAUGUCUUCACUUUCUAGUGAUUAUUUUCUUUGGUUUUAAAACAUUUUCAAUUAUACUUUUAAGUCAUAGUUCGCAGACAUCAUUUAGUUUUGCUCCAACUAGGUUUAAAUAAUUUAUUUUAUGUUUUGAAUGAAGUCUGUCUAUGUAAUCAGAUGUUGAAGUUUUUAUUUCUGUAUAUAAACGGGAGCUGUUUGUCUUGUAAAGUGCAUCUGGUCGAACUUAAUGUUAUAAGGUAUAACUAAAAUGACUAUAAUUGAGUUUAUGUUUAACAUAGACUAUAUUUAAUUGCUUUGAGAAUUUGCCAAUUUAUUUGUAUAUUGUUAUACAUCUUUGCUUUAUUCUGCUAUUGAUAUAACUGUUCAUUAAACUACAGAGAAAAAAAUCCUCAUAAUAAAAUAAGGUUUGUUGUAUGU
Molecule: messenger RNA, 2436 nt
Organism: Cyprinodon variegatus (sheepshead minnow)
Lineage: Eukaryota; Metazoa; Chordata; Actinopteri; Cyprinodontiformes; Cyprinodontidae
Product: gastrula zinc finger protein XlCGF57.1-like
Exons: 2
Coding region: 141-1991 (616 amino acids)
Cellular component (GO): nucleus
Source: RefSeq, a predicted model, not a curated record